CAGAGACCAUAGUGAAGGACUUCAUGGACCUGAAGCUCCUGAAGAAGGUGGUGUGACUGUGUCCACCGUACCACAUUUGCUGGCUGCACUAACAAGAAUAGCAGCAUAGCUACUGGAAUGAAAGUUGUGGAGAUCCUGCCUAGGGUAAGGAAGAUUCUUUCAGCUUCUACAGCUUCUGAUGACCACUCAUUGCUUGACCUCAUGCUGAAAGAAGAUGUGAUAUCCAAGGAGUACCAUCAAGCUUUGCUCCAUGAAAAAGACAGAGAAGACCUUGCAAGGAAGAUAUCUCUGACACUUAUGGGAAAAUGGGACCUGUCCUCGGACACCAUAGUUCCUCUAUCUUGUUUAAAACUCUAUGGCAGCAAGCCUCAAAAUGUGACAGAUAAUGAGCCAACAGGAAGACAGUACAUUUCUGACAGCAGUAGACCAAUCAUGGAUUCAGCGUUUGUGUCUGAAAGUGGCUUUCUUGAUUUGCUGCACAGUGAUAUUGAUACACUACAUCUGUAUACUCUCUUUGAUCCUAAGUCAUCUGGAAAUGAAGAAGGUAACUUCUCUGCAGAUCCUGAAGUUGGUACCAGCAACUGUGAUCAGCCCAAUAGUAUGGAUUUCCUGUCUAUGAUGGAAAAUAGUGAAAAUGGGGAUGAACUGUAUCUCUCCAACAACACCGUAGAAGCUUAUGCUAAAAUAGCUGGAUUAGCAGAAUAUGUGCUCAAAGAUCAGCAGGAGAAGCAGGUGGAAGACACUUUUGGGAACCUUAUAUUGGAUGAAAUGGCUGCUGAAAAUACUGAGAAAUUUACUGACGUAAAGAAAUGUCACAAACGAAGCUCUGCAGAGCGUUGCUGUGAAGCGUCAGAACCCAAAUACAUGAAAAUUGUGGAAGUCCCUGCCGCAUCUGCAGGGAAUGGCAGUUUCUUAGCUAUGCCUCUCAACACCCAUCCAGCUGGCUCUGCCUCACUAACUAACCAGUAUGUGUCCUUUUCUGUUCCUGCUACCAAUAUGCUGGAAAGAAGUUUCUUCAUUCCUGGAUCUUCAGUGCCUUUGAUUCCAGAAUGUCUUCUACCUCUUGGUAUGAAAGGGAGCCAAGAGAAUACAGGCUUUGCAGAUCCUCCUCAGCAGAUACUUAACUUUGUUACUGGAAAUGGCACAUCUGAUGUUAUAAUAUAUCCAGGUUUAGAAAUAUUCAGAGAAGUCCAAGUUCCUGUAAUUCCUUCUGGACAACCGUUCAAAAGACCAAAGCCAGUGGAAGCUUUCUGUACAUCACUUAUGGAUUAUUUCCGAGACAUAUGCAAAUCUGUGGCCGUGGAGCGUGAAGUAACUCUUGAUCAGCUAUUUAUUGAUGGGACACUUGUUCAAAGCCAAACUGAAAUCAAGACGGGGAAGAAUAGCAUAAAAGUAAUGGAAAAGGAGAUGGCAACUUGCAGUCUGCAAGGGAGGGAAAAGGUAGCCCUGAAAAGAAGCCAAAUAUUUCAAAUCCCAAGAGGUAAAGAAUUAGAGACUAAAGUGAUUGUGGUGCUGGGAAAAGCAGGAAUGGGCAAAAGCGUUCUUGUUCAGAAGAUCUGCCAGGACUGGUCCAAUGGAGAGUUUUCUCAGUUUGAAUUUGUAUUUUGGUUUGACUGCAAACAAAUAAGCUCACCUGAGAAGCGAUACAGCUUGAAGGAUCUGCUUCUUGAAUUUUUUGUAAAACCUCAAGAGGGAAGCAAAGAGAUCUUUGAGUAUAUAUUGCAAAAUCCUGGUAAAGUCCUUCUGGUUUUUGAUGGUUUUGAUGGAUUGCACGGUCAUGAGAAUUCUCCUCGUUGCUCGGCCAGCCAGCCUGAAAAAGACUUGUGCACUAUAAAGGAGCUUCUCUCAGGACUCAUCCAAAAAAAGAUACUAACUGGCUGUACUUUAUUACUUACAGCAAGACCAAAAGACAAGGUGUACCAGCAUGUGUCCAAAGUGGAUAAAACUGUUGAAAUAGUAGGAUUUUCCCCUCAGCAGAGAGAAUUGUACAUAACCAAAUACUUUGAGGGAUUACCCUACUGUGAUGAUGCACUGAAAUUAGUCAAAGAGUGUGAAUACUUGUUCAGUCAUUGUUACAGCCCUGUUAUGUGUAGAUUCAUUUGUUUUCUCUGUGAGACAGUACUUGAAAUGGGAGACAAAAGCCUUCCUUCAACUCUUACUAAAGUCUUCCUGAAAUUUGUAGAGCAAAAGGUACCUAUGCAAAAGGAUAUUACAGCCAUGCAAAAUCGAGAGAGUCUUGCUACACUAGCACGUAUAGCCUGGCAUCUUGGAGAAAAGCACCGAAGUGCCAUAAAAAGUGAUCUCCUUCCUUCUAAGGAAGUCAAAGAGUUUGCUCUGAAAUAUGGAUUCUUCCUGCCAUUUGCAUUCCCCAAACAUUCAGAUACUGAACGAGAUGAAUUUGGGAGCACAUUCUCUGAUUUUGUCAUUCAGAAUUUCUUGGGCGUGCUUCACCUUAUGUUAGCAGAAGAGAUGAAGGAUAAAAGUCUAACAAAGUACCUGUCUUUUCCAUCCAAGAAGAAAAAACCUUAUAACUGGAUGGAUUUAGUGCCUCGAUUUUUGGCUGGAUUGUUGUUCCUCCAGGAUGACCCCUACUUCUGCUCCAUUUCAAAUGUGGAUGUAAAACAAUCAACCAAGAAGCAGAAAACAUUAUUGAAAUAUAUUGGAAGGCUGCAGAUAAAUGAGUUCUGUCCAGAGAGGUUACUUGAGCUUUUACAUUGUAUUUAUGAAACACAAAACGAUGAUCUUUUUCAGCAUGUGACCUUGAAACUCAAGCCAGACCUGUCUUUUCUGGGCAUAAUUCUUACACCACCUGAUGUCCAUGUACUGCAUGCUGUUUUAAAAAGGUCAAGAAAAGAGUUUUCCUUGGACUUGCGAAACAGCAGCAUUGACAUGCAAGGGCUGAAAGACUUGGUUGGCCUAAAGAAUGUGGCAUCGUUCAGGGCCUCCCUUGGUGAUACGGUCACGCUCUGGGAAUCCUUAGAACAAACACAAGACUACAAACUGCUGAAAGCAUCGACAGAGAAAUUUGUUCUUGACCCCUUUAAGGCAAAGACAAUGAAAGAUAUCAGUGACCUUUCAGACCUUGUAGAGAUGCAGGAGAAGAUGAUCAAUUGCAUGCAGGAUAUAUCUGGUUGCAGCAGCUGUGGAAUUCCUGCCAUCAAAAACCUCAGAAAGCUAGAAUUUGCGCUGGGUCCAGUAUGUGGCCUACAGGGAUUCCUAAAACUCGUGGAAAUUCUUGCAGCAUUUCCAUCACUUCAGCAUUUAGACCUUGAUGCUCUGAGUGAAAAUGGCAUAGGCGAUGAAGGAGCAGAGAGUCUAUCUGAAGUCUUUCCAACCCUGACAUCACUGGAAACAUUAAACUUAUCACAGAAUAAGAUAACAGACGUGGGUGCGGAGAAGUUAGCUACAGCUCUUCCUUCCUUGUCUUCAUUAAAGACACUAAGCUUAUACAACAACAGCAUUUGUGAUAUUGGAGCAGAAAAUCUUGCAAAAGUUCUUCCUGCAAUGGCAUCUUUAAGAGUGCUAGAUAUUCAGUACAACAAAAUAACUGGUGUUGGAGCCCAGCAGCUGACUGACAGCCUAAGAAAAUGUCCCCACAUAAAGAACUUGGUGAUGUGGAAUCCCACCAUUCCCUAUGGAGUUCUUGAACACCUUCAGCAGCUGGACUCUAGGAUCAGUGUGUAGAUUCAGAUGAUCUCAUAAAGGUAAUACAAACCCUGGCUACCUGAGACAACAAGGUUUGUUUCUGUGGCAGCUGUUGAUUCUGGUCUCCCUGGCAGCAGGCACAGUAACAGCAUCAAUACAUGACUAAGCAGAGAGAUGCUGCUCUAGAACCCCACAGAUCAAUGUCGCAUCAGGCCUUCUUUUCUCCCACCACUAUCCCCGCAUUCCCCAUCUCCCUAGCAACAGCACUAGCAGACUGCAAGUGCUGCAUCAAGAAGAGUGGGCUUCUGCUAGGACUCCUCGUUCAGCCUGGUUCAGUGGCUGGCAGCUGGCCUGCUUACCUUCUCUUUUCUGUUUAGAAAACUAGCUCUGUGGACUUCUCAUGGUUACUAGAUUAGUUCUGUACUCCUUAGAAAGUGUUUUGUGUUAAUAUUUAGGAAAUCACUUUCACUUUGUCUUUUAGUACAAACCCUCAACAGCUGCUUGUCUCACUGUGAAGCUGUACCACUGCACUUAGAGCAAACCAUUGGUUCCUGAAUUCCUUAUUCUCCUUCUGGUUUGUGUGUUUUAGCCAUUGGCAAUGACUUUUACUUCAUUGAUUCUGCCUGUGCAGUUUCAAGGAUCCUUGAAAUAAUUGCAUCACUAGCCAUUUGCUGACCAUUUGCUGAUGAUCCCUAGGAUCUGACUGUCUUGACACUCUUGGGCUGGAAGAGUCACAGGAAGUUAGGGUUUUGUGUAGGAUUUCUACCUCCAGUUUUCUGCCAUGUUCUUCCCCUUGCUUAAAAAAAAAAAAAAAUACACAGGAUGCAUCAGUGAAAUGAUCUCAGUGAAGAAUGAGUUGAGCCACACACCAGAUGCCCUCCGUUUCUUCAGAUGGUAGAAAACCACAUUGUCGGGUGAUCAUCAGCUGCUUGAGCUGUAGUUUGAAUGGUCCUGACAAUGGCUGCAGUUGCCAAUGACUCCCUAAACCAUGCAGUGAGCCAAGCUCUUGUAUGGCUCCUGUUCUCAGUGCACUGAUCACUGGAUGUAGACUGUGAUGUGUAUACGGCGCUAGAGGUUGUGGAAGUCUUGGGUGCUGCACUAGCUGCAAAGACCAGCUUUAUACAGCAGCAGUGAAAAAUGGUAGUGAUCCUUAAUGACCUACAGUACAAUUAACUCUUUGUCUUGUUGAAUAACCAUACCUACUUGGGAAAGAAGACAUUAGGGGAAUGAACACUGCCUGGAAACCAUACAAAAGCAACGUUUUCUCUGGCCUCCUGUGUCUGUCAUUCCAGGGGAGCAUGCAAUCUCUGAGCAUGUAGGUCAGCUCCCAAACGACCUCAGUUUUCCUCUUGACACAGAGGAAUAUAGAGUGGUAGACAGCUCCGCUCUACAAAAGUCAGUGAUUCUUGGACACUGGUCAGCUUUCACACAAAGAAAAAGAUGUGUUUAAUGCAGCUCUGCACAGGCAGCCACUUGUAUCUCCUUCCACAACUGUUCUCUCAUGUUUGCAGUGCAUGCCUUUAGCACUGGCUACCACAUUAGAGCAGUAUCUGAAUAUGUAAGGAAACAUUCUUCUUCAUUAGCACUGAUGUUAUGGAGCAGGAAGUCUGGAUCCUGUCUCCCAAACUUAACAUAUCCUGCAUCUACAAGCCACUGUUGUCUGUUUUCAGAGCACAUCAGAUAUAUGGGUUUGGUGGUGUUAAUGGUGAUUGAUCUGAUGGGCAUACUUCUAAUAUUCUGUUUUCUUCAUUUCACAGGAAACAUAUAGGAAAGGGGAAGGUGUCCUCUGUGUUCUCCUAUCUUCUUGCUGCUUUUUAUAAAUCAGUGGCUGAAUUUUCAUUUUAGUUGCAAAAUGAAAAAAGUCACAUUUAAAGCUUCUGAGUGAUGCUUGAAGUGAGUGAAUGAUGGAGUUGCAUUUUUUUUAAAGAUCAUUUAAAAUGCUACUCAAAGACCCAGUUGUGUUUCUACUGAAGUGCUGAAGAGUUAAGCAAUAUCAAGUUUUCAAAGAUGAAAAGAGCGUCUGGGUGUUGUCACCACCAUUAAAGGUGACCAGGAAUCACCAGGAUAUUGAUGGUAUAAAAUUCCGUCAUUGGUUCAUCAGAGUAAACUGCAAGCUGCUGGACCUGCAACAUCUGAAGUUGUGACAGAUCAAACCUAAUAGUUUCGUUGUGCCAGUGGUAACUGUGACCAAAUUCAGUUUGAUGAUUUUGGACUUCCAAAGCUCAAUGUUAUGGAUCUCCCUGGUCUCUCUGGACUGACUUCGAAGCAUUAGGGUCAGAACCAUAAAUAAGAAUCAUCAGUCUUACAAAGCAGCCUGAUAUUUUAAGAUUAUCAACAAGAAUCUAGAAGUGGCUCUUGUCCUGAUGGUAAUCACCAGUACUGUCUGAAGAGAUAGAAAGAUACUUUCUAUCACUUUCUUGCUACAGAGCCCUUAAAAAAUACUGGAGAGAAAAAAAGAAAAAGUAAAGAGAAGAAGGGAAAAUUACCUGGGAAACUAUUAAGGAUUUUUCUGACAUUAUCGCAGAAAUCCAAACGCAUUCAAAUAGCUUUGAUUUAUUGCAAAAAAAAUCCCAGAAGUUACAAUCUUCAAAGGUUUUUUCUCUCUCAAAUAAGAACUUUAAAAUCCUAUACCUGGACUGGAAUUUAGUUUCUCACUUGCAAGUGGCUGCAUAAAUGUACAAGCACUGAUUUUACACUUGACAGUGAAAGCACUACUCUAUGUGGUUUACAUGGCCUUCUUUUACAGAGCUAUGAAUAACUAGGCAAUGACAGACAAUAACAUAUUUCAAAGUAUUGUGUCUGUGCCACUGGUCUCAGCAAAAUGCGGGCCAAAUACUGGUCCUGCUGACUGCAAUAGCAAACCAAUUGUCUCCUCUUUUAUUUCAGCUCUGUGCACAUGGAGAGAACACAUAAUUGUACAGAGACAAUUGUCAGGAUUAGCAUUCUGGUUUCCUAUCCAGAUAGAAUCUGGAGAAACAAAAACAAAAGGGAUGGGUGAAUAUUUGGUUUCUAUGUACCAGUCGGAAUUGUUCAAGCUAAUGUUGUUGUAUUGUGUGUGUUAUUUUUGUGGUGAUGCCUUGAAAAAAGCUAAACUCAAUUAUCGAUGCCAACUGGAUUAUGAAGCGGCUAUGCUUUAAUAAUGCAGGGGCACACACAGGGUAGUCCACCUAAUGUGUCCCACUAAUGAGUCCCCCGUUGGCUGCAUGGCUUUUAUACUGGUUAAGCAUACAUGUUGGUGUGGAUUCCAGGAAAUACCGGUUAAAGAGUUAUAUGUUGCAUGUCCAUUGUUUUCCAGGAACUUAUUAGCAUACCCACUCUUGUAUGCAUAUCACAGUUUCUUUGUGUCUUUUGUUUGCUUCUGAUGGUCUUUAUCUUAUCUCCCUCCUCUCCUCGCUCCUCCCACUGAGCGGGUAUCGGGUCUCUCAGCACAAGGCCCAGCCUAUGCAACAAGAAGUUACUUACUUUGGAUUCGAGAUAUCCAGAGGACAGAGAGAGCUCAGGGCAGCCCAGAAAGAACCUAUUUGCUGCUCACCCAUGCCAGGGACAGUCAAAGCGCUCAGAACCUUUCUGGGAAUGACAGGUUGGUGUCAUUUAUGGAUAUUUAACUAUGGACUCUUAGUGAAACCGUUGUAUGAACUGUUGAAAGAAUAUCGAAUGGGAUCAUCAAAAUUGGCAUGGACCGGGGAGGCAAGAAGGGCAUGUGAAUAAUUAAAGAAGGAAUUGAUGAAAGUCCCAUCUUUAGGUCUCCCCGCUGUUUCAAAGCCAUUCUGGUUAUUUUCACCACUAACAUUGUGAAUCCAGCAUCUUUCCUUAGUGGAGUCACUUUGGAACCAGUAAUACACGACUGACUGAAGACGAUGGAGACAGUAUACUCCAGCCAUCCAGAUCUAAAAGAAGAACUGCUUAUGGAUGUGGAAGAUUCUUGGUACACCGAUGGAAGCAGCUUUGUGAAGCGAGGACCUUCCAAGACUGGGUAUGCUGUGACCACCGCCAGAGAAGUGUUAGAGGCCAAACCGUUACCCCCAGGAACAUCAGCCCAGAAAGCUGUAAUGAUCACCCGAACUCGAGCACUGGAAUGGACUCCUUACCACCCAAGGAAGACACGUUAAACAUGCAGCAGAAAUCUUAAGACUGCUGGAAGCUGUAAAUCUUCCAGAAGAACUGCCUAUCAUGUGCUACAAAGGUCACCAGGGAGGUAAUGCUGACCAGGAAAUUGCCAGGAAAUUUUGAGGCCAGGAAGAAGUAAUAUCUGCUUUGAUUCCAGAUGGUAAACUUCAAGCCCCUGAUUCUGAUUUAAAAUCAGAAAAAAAUACAUCAGGAAGGGAAGUAGAUAAUGGAUGGUUUAUGUUCCAAAUGGACAAAUAAUAAUGCCGUCAGGAGUGCUAUGGUCUUAGACGAGUUACAAAAAAAAAAACUCUUCCCCCAAAAAACCCAAAGAAAACCAAACCAAAUAAAACAAACCCAUCGCGGCACAGAUGUUCUGUAUAAAUAAUAGGAACGCAAAUAGACCUCUCUGAACUCCCAGUAAAAAGGGGAGUAUUGGCGCUUAUUAGUAUUAACAUAUUUUCUCAGGCUGGCCAGAAGCUUUUCCUUGCAGGACAAAUAAAGCAGGUGAAGUCACAAGAGCAUUUUUGAAUGAAAUUAUACCUCAUUUUGGAGUGCCUGCGAUAAUAUCGUCUGGUAGAGGUACACGUUUGUGCUAAAAUGGUUAAAAGGUUAGUGAAAUGUUAAGAAUUGAUUGGCAGUUACAUACUCCAUACUGACCACAGGCUAGUGGCUGGGUGAAGAAAAUGAAUCAUCAGAUUGUUGCUGAUAAAACAGCAAUUAGCUAAAAAUUGUCAAGAAGCCAAUUUCUAUUGAUAUCAAGAACUUCCUUUGGCCUUGUGUAGGAUUGGAACCAACCCAAGGUCCGAGGAAGGUGUUAGCCCUGUAUAUCAAUUGCAGUAUACAGGAGAAGAUCUCACAGAAUUGGGUGAGAAUUAUUUACAAUGAUGUUUAAUCAGCUAACAAAACCGGCUGAACUUGCUGGAGAAACAAAAGAAAGAAAACAACAGAAAAAAAAAAAUAACCUGAAAAAAAAGUGGACAACAGAACGCUUAAGACCUUUUAAAAAUAAAAUAAAAAAAAAAAAAAAAAAUUAAGGCUAACUAAAGUAAAGUAAAGCGUAAAGAUGGAAAAGUGUUACUAUUAUUAUUAAUGUAUCCAUUAGGAGAAGCUUUAUUUUCCAUAAGUAGGACGCCUCUAUAAACAUUUCGGAAGAACUGGCUUGUACAAUAAAAUAGUAUGGCCUUUUGUUUAAAUGCUGGUUCUUCGGUACAACAUAUAUUUAUUCCAUGUACUUUGGGAAUCCCCGCAAGCAUUCAAACCUUUGGAAACUACACGCAAUUGUCAAAAUUUUGUCAUAUGAAGCUGAAAUUAUGCCUUCCUCGCACCGAUGAUCUCCCUUGCGAGUUUCACCUUUGUCAAAACUGCAACAGUUUGCUUCAUUUUGGCUUUGAUUUCUUUUUUCACAGGUUCACGAGGCGGUACGCAAAUACCGCAGUGUAGGAGUGAAGCCCAGUGAUCACCCACUGACCGUGCCAAAGUCUUCCAAUGUCUCAGGUCCCUCUUCUCAGUGCUGGGUGGGAAGCGAAUUUCCCUCCUUCAGCUGCCCAUGCCCAGGCUGAAUGCGCAGUCUCUCCCAGACCCUCUCCAGAUCACGUUGUUACCACCUUUGCUGCGUGACCGGGAGCAGCGUGUCUGUAUCCGGGGACCCCUUGGCCUCUUCUGCCCAGGCCUGGGGAAGCCAGAGGAGCCCCGUGUAAACCGGCAUUGUCUGCAUUAAAGCUUUUGAUCGGUCGCCAGGUGCUGUAUGCAUUUCCCUUUUUGGUGUUUCAAACAAAGAAAAGACGAGGCGGAGACCAUCUGAGAGUGUGUGGCGAUCACGCUGUGAGCAAGUGUCUGGCACUGGGAGCGCUGCAUCAUGCAACGCAGGCUCCGAUUUGGCAGCCCACUUCUCUGUACGGGUCAAUUGACUUGGACGGGCUCGCUCACGUGCUGGGGGAGUUUGCAGGAUCGCGAUCGCGUGCAGAUGUUAACAGGGAAAUAUUCUCACUGUCGAUGCGUCUGCCACUGUAAAAGUGCACUUGUGUUGGAUUUGAAUUCCGUGUUAUUUUCCUGCACCGGGUCAGCUUUUCCUUUCUAGCCUUCCCGUAUUGCAAAGCUGAAGUACUUCCCGUCGGAACAGCUUCUGCCGUUUGGAGAAAGCUGCCUUUCCUCUGGAAAUGCCACCUCUGUCUUUCAGCUUUUGUUUGGAGGGCAGAUCAGGUGAGUGAGAUUUCUGGGCCGUUGACGGGUCUGAAACUGUCCCCUGAGUGGCGCAGGAAGCGCGGAGCCCGCAGCCGCGGAUGAACAUUAGCGCGGCUCCGUUUGCCUGCCCGGGAGCGUCCGUGCUCCGCGGAAGCGGGCCGAAGCGCCGGCGUCUCGGUCAGGGUCGUCCCGAGGGAAGGCACGGUUUGCAACGCUCCAGAGUCCGGCAGCGGGCCAGGGUUGUGUGGGCGGCGCCGUGGGAGCUGCUGCUCCGGCCGAUUCGGCGCCCGUUCGUGUCGAUCCCCAAAACGGAUAAAAUGGUAAAAAUGGUAAAACUGGCAUAAACAGCUUCGCCCGCCUCAGGGCGGCCGCAUUGUGGCUGCAUCGCGGUCCUGCAGCGAAAGGUUUAAAGAUCUCCCCCGCCGCUGCUUUCAAAAGCUGCGCUUUUCCCCAGCCCAUUGGCUGAGCCGUGCGUCACUCGGAGAGCGGUGGCCAAUCAGCGGCGGCAGAGCGCCGGAGGGGGGAGUGGGCGGAGUGGGGGAGCACUCCCAUUGGCUGGGAUCCCUGUCUUCGGGACUGAAUGGAGCCGGGGCUCAGUGCUGCUGUGCCGCGGCCGCAGGGCGGUACUGCAGCCUGGGGGGCGCACGGGGCCCGGCUAGCCGGGCGAGGCGGGGAGCGAGCCGGCGGCGCCUUUCAAAGCUCGGUUCGGCUUCUCUCGGCUCCGCCCGGCCACUGUUCGGCACAGUUGGCUCUGCUCUUCGGUGCCCUUCGGCCCUCCCAGCCCGCCUGCGGCUGCAGCCAGUGGGAUGCAGGCUGGGGCUGGGAGAGGGACAGCGCCCCGUGUCCCCCGCUGUCCCCCAGUGCCCCCGUGAGAGCGGGGCUCGGCUCGGCGUGCGGAGGGGGGGGUAUUGCGGGGAGGAGGGCGGCGCUUCACAGCCGUUCUUCUUAUGUCUGCUUUUAUUUUUAGAUUCUUUAUGGCAGCUUUAUCGGACUUAAGUUUUAGCUUCAUGACUUGCACGAGACAUGGCUCUACGUGACGGGAGGACUGCUGGCAAAACGGCAAGAGGAGGAUCAACAAGAAACAGUGGAACCCGCCCUUUGGAGUUUGCUGCUCGUUUGGCUGCUGAGAAGGAGGAGUCUCUGAAUUUGCUACUGCCCGCGACAGAUCAAAGAAGUUUAAUAAAAGUUCAGUUCUACCUAAAUGGUGGGUGGGAGUAUACUUAUGUAAAGCAUAUGGUAUGUAACUGUUAUCUAUAUGCUUCAAAGCACUGUAUCUCAGCAGCUAGAACAUGGGAGGAAUCUUUUAAUCUGUACCGGUCUUUAACAAGGAUAAUUGACCUUUAGUGGCUUAAUAACAUAGAUAAUUUUAUCUAAUUUAAAUCAAGCCUGGCUGUCAUACAUUGAACUUUCAGUAAACCACCAACGUUUUGUAUUUAGGAGUAACUUUUUAUUACCCAUCCUAAGUGGGAUGAUAGUUUUGCUGUUAAAAGAGUGGGUCUUGUUCAAAAACCUCCGAAGGUAAUAGUUGGGUUGGUUAAGUCUGUGCCACACCUGCGGUCAGCAAUUAGGUACAGGUGAGGAGUUUGCCCCUUAAAAGACCUCUCGAUUUAGAGCUGAGUCUUAGCCCCUUGUGCUUUUCUUCGUGGUGCAUUUGAGCCUCCUGGCAUUGUUUCUUCUGUGAUUUUCAGGUAAUGAUUUUGCUUGUGGGUUUGCAUUUUAGUCUUAGAGUAAAAUUUGUUUGGAAUGUGGCAGAGAAGCGUUAGCACGAACAUUUGCAGUCAAUGAUGUCUUUCUUUGUUCUUCUUCUAUUAUUAGAGGUAGGAAUUUUUUUUGUUUAGCUUUUUUUUUUAUAUAUAUAUAUUUAGGCACAAAGGACUUAGGCUUAGCCUAAAUGAGAUUUCCAGUGUAGUUCUAGCGAUAGAUGUUACUGGGUUUCCCAGAGCUGGUUUGUUUAAUUUGGGGUUUGUAUCAUAAGCAGUUGAAAAUUAUGUUUGCCUGGAAUUUUUUGAAGAAGUACCCAAGGAAACUGUUAGCUUGCCUAUAUUGCUGGGAAUUUUUUUUGCUUAAUCUACAUCAGUACUUGAGGACUCCAGGGAGGUAAAUACGAAAGCAGUUUUAAAAAAACUUCCUAGGGGAAAGUCAGUAAACUAUUCAUGAGUAAGGCCGUGACAACUGUGCCAGGCAAGUUAUUAGAAAUUGUAAUGAAGAAUGGAAUUAAAGGGUAUGGAUGAGCAUGGUGUUUGUAUGGGGAAAUCCUACCACACCAAUCUCUCAGUUUUCUGAAGGAAACUGCAGCCAUCUAAAUUAGGAUGAUUUGGUUGAUGCUGCAUCAUCUUACUUACUGAAUGAGAGUAGUGGGGGAGCGGUGGAAUUUCUGCCCUGUUUUGUGCUCUUCUGUUGUUAUUUAACUCCUGCUCAGAACUUGAAAAAGUUUUGAGUAGAGAGUACGCAAGAGGUUUUAGAUCUAGUGCAUAUUUGUACAAGAACUGUAUUUUUAUCUUAUUUUUAGAAAAUGUUUUCAUUUGUUCGGUGACUGUUCCAAAUAGUUUUAUGUAGAAAACCUUGUGUAAAAAGCAAUGAAUAGUGAGGUCUUGUAGGGGAGUUAAGGUUGCUCAGACAGGAUGAGUGAAUCUGGUCUAGAAACACUGGUUUUUGGUCAAGUGAGCAAAAUAGAAACUGAACAAUGCUCUUCCUCACCAAGCUGUGUGUGGCUGCGUGUUCCAUUGUGGCAUUUCUUGUGGUGUGUUUUCAUUUUAGGAAAACACAUCAUUUGGUUUACACUUUGAUCCAAAUACUUUUCUGCGCUGCUUUUCUG
Cuculus canorus (common cuckoo) is the source of this 12748-nucleotide messenger RNA. RefSeq names its product class II major histocompatibility complex transactivator (gene CIITA). Gene Ontology annotation, molecular function: protein binding; ATP binding. Lineage: Eukaryota; Metazoa; Chordata; Aves; Cuculiformes; Cuculidae. Gene Ontology annotation, biological process: positive regulation of MHC class I biosynthetic process; positive regulation of MHC class II biosynthetic process; positive regulation of transcription by RNA polymerase II. The record is from RefSeq and is a predicted model, not a curated record. Bases 118 to 3684 code for a protein of 1188 amino acids. The transcript has 20 exons.